This is a messenger RNA of Notolabrus celidotus (New Zealand spotty), 3253 nucleotides long. It is a transcript of the gene marveld1, whose product is annotated as MARVEL domain containing 1. Gene Ontology annotation, cellular component: membrane. Gene Ontology annotation, biological process: myelination. The record is from RefSeq and is a predicted model, not a curated record. The coding region runs from base 480 to 980 and encodes 166 amino acids. NCBI's taxonomy places the organism in Eukaryota, Metazoa, Chordata, Actinopteri, Labriformes, Labridae. The transcript has a single exon. Gene Ontology annotation, molecular function: structural constituent of myelin sheath.
CAGUUUGUGACCUACAGGAAAACCUGCUAGUCCACUUCUGUCUGAAAAUACAGGAGAAUAAAUGUUACAAUCCUCAGAGGAAACUCGUGCGUAGGGAAACACAUCAGGAGAUUGGAUGAAUGGCCAUGGAUGAAUCAGUCCAGAGGAGGAGGAGGAAGAGGCUCUGUGUUACGGGCCGCCCCCUCUCCAUCACCCAGCCCCCAAAACAGACACUACAUUCACCAGAGGAAACGGAAAAGACGAAACAUACAAGAAGCUUUUUCAUUUCAAAACCCCGGGGCUGUGGAAAGAACAGAGAGUUCCUUUUAUAAACCUAAACCUGUCUACUUUUGGCUUCAUCGUUUCACCACUAAACCUGGACUUCCUGUGCCGUUAUUUCCACGCUUUGUUCCUGUUUUCCCCAGCUGUUUGCAGCUGGCACAAAGCACCCGCCCUGUUUGGGGGAAAAAGGGACCGAGAGUGACCGGAGGAGGAGAGAGAUGCCACCCCAAGCUCCGCAGACUCCGCAGGUGAGGAAGAACAUCGUGAAGUUCCUCAAAAGUUUUCUGGGAAUCACCCGGAUCCUGCAGAUUGUGUUCGGAGCCGGACUUUGGGUCACCAUAGCCGCAAACAAGUACGAAGGAUCCAUCCACUUCGUCCUGUUCGUCGCGGUCCUCUUCUGGCUCCUCACCCUCGCCCUCUUCUUCCUCACCCUCCUGGAUAAGCAGGAUCUGGUCCCGCUGCUCGGAGGGGAGCGCUGGUUGUGCACAAACCUGGCGCACGACGUGGCCGCCUCCGUGCUCUACCUGUCGGCCAUCGGGGUCAUGAUCUACAAGACGGAACGCUACUCGUUCUGCAACCUGGAGCAGUACAAGCACGUGUGUCUGUACAAGGUCUACCUGACGGCCGCCGUGUUCGCCUGCCUCUGCUGCCUGGUUUACCUCCUGUCUGUUAUUUAUGGAGCGUGCAGGAAGUGUCGAGGAGAACAGACGGUAAUCUAAUGGGACGGAUGACAACAGGGGAAGGGAGGGGGAUGGGGAGGGGGGUCAUCCACAGCAAGAUGAGGAAUAGUUAAGUUCACUGUAUUUAAACUCAGCAGGUUUAUCUCUAUUUUCUACAACUUUACUGAUGGUGAUGCAAAACCUUCUACUAUCACUCUGUGGCCUUACAGUCAGUGAACCAGAGCAGAUCCUUUUACUGCCCAGAGUGAGUCUAACUACAAAGAUGUGUUGUUAGGGCAAAGUAUUGGUACUAUUCAAACAAAGCCAUGAAUGACAUGUCUAAGAAGUAUUAUUAUACUCCUAUGUGGACCUAUUAUGAUACCCUGAAAGUCUACUAUAUGUAAAGUUUACAGUAUACGUAGAAUAUGGUUGCUAAUGGUGAAGUCGUUUCAGUACUGACCUCUGACAAAGCCCAACAUGCAGCCAGUAAAUACAUCAUGAGUUGCUAUUAGAUUAAAAUAUCAAAAGACUUUACAGAAUCAUUUUUGAUGACAAAUGAUGACAGUGGAAUGAUAGAACACAGUGUAAAGUUAGUCAAAGCUCAAAAAACAUCAGUAGUGUUUUCCAUCAAUAAGAUGCAUUAUUUUUAUUCCCAAGGUGCCAGAAUCAAACAACUUCAAACAUUUCUAGUGUUGAGUUCUGGCAGAUGAGGACAUACACUGAACCAAUUUAUGAAGAGACAAGUGAAAUGUGUUUUUAUGUCACUACUAGAGACAUUCCAAAGCGACUAUUUCCCAGUCGUUGACAUCAAAAUCUAAAUUCUGACUGACCAGUCUAAAGGUCAGAAAACACUGUGCAGACUUUAAUGAACGCAGGAUCACAGAGUCUGCAGGUGUAGCCAAAUAUGGCUAAUAUUAGCUAACAUUAGCACCACCAGCCUUCGGUCCACCUUGCAGGUUAAAGUUUAUAUGCCUGUUAUUUAAUGCCAGCUUAACUAGACACAGCAGUACAUACAACUGUAUCUCAAUUUUAGAUCAAAAUUAUGCCAAACUGCGUUGCACUAUCUGUCACCUGAGAUCAUUUACAUCUGGGUUGUAGAGCAUUAUAGCAUUAAGGCAGUUACCAUUACCCAGAGCUACAUCCCUGGCUAGUGGCAAGUGGCUGCAUUACAAUUUAGAUACAUGACAUUUCAGACCUAGAGUAAGAAAAAACGUAAUUAAUUUGACCAACUAGUAAUGCUGUUGCAGACUUGUGAGUGAGUGACAUUUAAUCUCUUAGUCAACUUAACACCAACAUGAUGUUUCUGUUAAUGUCAUGUCAUUUCCCUUAUUUAAAGAGAUUCCCUUAUGUUCCUUGGUGGGCUUAUUAUAACAAUGACAGGUGGAUUGUACCGUAACAUUUUACGGUACAACGCUACAUCUUUUUUUUUGUGUGUGUUUUUUUAAACCUUAGAGUAGUUCAGAUAUUAGUUCCAGUAUUGGCCUCCAAUGCAGCAACGGGUAUCUGCAAGGAUGCCAGGCAGGGUACCAAUUUGAUACUGUAGUGUACAAGCAACCCCAAAAUCAUGUGGUUUACAGCAAAUUAUCACGUUGCGAUAACAAACAGCAGUAAAACUGUGCCAGCAGUGAGUGUGAUGUCAGUCAAAGCUAGUAAAGUGUUUUGAAUCAGUGUUUUUACUCCAGUAUUUAUCAGCCUUGGAAUCAGUGUAAAGAGGAACUGGUACAUUUCUAGUGUUGACUAUCAAACUACAAAAAAAAAAUAAUCUUGGUGCAAACAACUAUCAAGAACAGGAGUCUGGAGGAAAAAGUAAUGAAUGCAUGUAUGAUGGGACUUUUUUUGUCUAGCUGUGUCCAUUUUUUAUCAUAAUUUGAUGUAAUAUCCCUCAUGAGAACAGUAUGAUGUUUCUGUUUGAAACUGUUAUAGUGUGCUUAGAGUAUAUCACAUAUAAAGUUUAUUGUACAAUGCUACUUAACUUUAUAACUUUGUGUUGGUAACCAUCUAAAACUUCUCACAGGAUCACUACAGCUGUGUUCUUUUUAAUAGGGGUUAUUUUAAUAACUUUUUAAAGUAUAUAUUUUUAUGUAUUUACAUGUUUUCACUGAACAGCUACCAAAGCGGGUUGGACUUAUUGUUCUGUUUUGUUCCGUCAGGCUUAAACGUUGCAAAAAAAGUUUUAUCAGUGCCUUGUGUCAGAAUGCUGUCUUCUCAUAAAGGUUGUUUGGAUGGAUGAUUGGUGCUACAAUGUGUAUGCUGAACAAAAAUACCCCUUAAAGUGUUCUCAUGUAAAACCAAAGAGCAAAACAAGCGCAAGAAUAAAGACCAGUAAGUGAGAA